UAUAUAAGGCAGGAGGGAACGCGAGAGAAGCAGCAAAGCGAAGCGAACGAUCGAGAGAGCGUCGCGGCGGCGGAGUAGAAUAAGGGUUUCUGAUCGCGGUCGUCGGUAGUAGGCGGCGGAGAUGGAUCCGGACGCGGUGGCGAAGGCGUUCGUUGAGCACUACUACCGGACGUUUGACUCGAACCGGGCAGGGCUGGCGAACCUCUACCAGGAGGGGUCGAUGCUGACCUUCGAGGGGGCCAAGACCCAGGGCGCCCAGGCCAUCGCCGCCAAGAUCUCCUCCCUCCCCUUCCAGCAGUGCAUCCACAACAUAUCCACCGUCGAUUGCCAGCCCUCCGGCCCCGCCGGCGGCAUGCUCGUCUUCGUCAGCGGCUCCCUCCAGCUCGCCGGCGAGCAGCACGCCCUCAAGUUCAGCCAGAUGUUUCAUUUGAUGCCAACACCACAAGGAAGCUUCUACGUGUUGAAUGACAUCUUCCGAUUGAACUAUGCCUGACAAUUCUUCCAUACAGCUCGGAAGGUAGUUGUUGCAAUACCAGAAAGGCUUUAAUAUCUAUUCUGAGUUCGUGAGUUUCCUAGCAAAAGAAGGUUGUUCUUUUGUUUUAUGGUUUGUUUUCCUUUAUUUGAAUGGAUUGGCAACGGAGCAUGUUGAACCAGUUUUAAGGCUUGCAGGAUUUGAACCGAUAAUUUCGUAUCACAUAUUGUUUGUUUGAUUUUCACCUUAAUUGAAGUGGUUGCAUGCUGUUGCUUGCCAUGUGGUUGCAACUAGAAUGGCUUUGUUAUGAAUGAACAAUCCAAAUAAUGGUA
This is a messenger RNA of Phoenix dactylifera (date palm), 804 nucleotides long. RefSeq names its product nuclear transport factor 2B. Gene Ontology annotation, biological process: nucleocytoplasmic transport. Lineage: Eukaryota; Viridiplantae; Streptophyta; Magnoliopsida; Arecales; Arecaceae. The record is from RefSeq and is a predicted model, not a curated record.